AGCAAGAUGGCGCGCGGGGCUCGCGCCCCCCUGAGUAAGAUGGACGCGCAGAGGGCGACCCUGGCAGCACGUGUGGGCGGUACAGUACACCACCACGGCCACAGCACGUGUGUGCGUGUGUGUCCGCUGUGUAUCUAGCAGUGGAGAAGGCACUGUAUGUAGAGGGUACACACAACUGACUAUUGUCGGCGGGCGAGAGCGGAUCGGUCUCACAGAUAACCGCACGCCGAGUCGCCUGCUGUACGCGUGAGUGUUGCACACGCGAACACGGGGUUUGUUCGCGUAGCCUUACACAGAACAUCAACAACAAUGGUGAUGUUGGUAUUGUUACAGCGCGCACAGUUUCUGUUCACUCGGAGAGAGAGCGAGCGAGCGCGCGAGUCAGAGGCGCGGUAAGCCACAGGCGAGCGGAGAGUGCAGCCUGCAGAAUCGGCGCCAGGAACUCCCAAGCUCUGUGGUCCGAUGUUGCGAUGUUUGCCCAGCUCCAUCAGUCAUGCUGCUGAGGCUGCCGUCGCGCCUGCGGCCCCCCCGCGUGCCGUGGGCCCCCCACUGCUGCGCGUGGCCCCGGCCGGGCUGCGGGAUCCCGGCCCGGAGCAUCUACAGCGAGACGGGGCAGUGGGAGAAGAGGUACACGGCGGAGACGCGCGCCAAGGUGGAGCGCUGGUGGAGACCCAGGAUCCAGCAGAUCUGCAAAGAGCUGUCGCGCUCCUCGGCUGAGAGGCCCAAGAGCUACGUGCUCUCCAUGUUCCCGUACCCGUCGGGGAGGCUGCACAUGGGGCACGUGCGCGUCUACACGAUCAGCGACGCCAUCGCGCACUUCCAUCGCAUGAACGGCAAACAGGUGCUGCACCCCAUGGGCUGGGACGCGUUCGGGCUCCCCGCGGAGAACGCGGCCAUCGAGCGUGGCCUCGACCCCGAGGAGUGGACAACGAGCAACAUCGCCCACAUGCGGACUCAGCUGCAGAACCUGGGCCUGUGCUUCGACUGGGACCGCGAGAUCUACACCUGCAAGCCGGAGUACUACAGGUGGACUCAGUACCUGUUCGUCAAGCUCUUUGAGGCUGGCCUGGCGUACCAGAAGGAGGCGCUGGUGAACUGGGACCCCGUGGACCAGACGGUGCUAGCGGACGAGCAGGUGGACGAGUCCGGUCGGUCGUGGCGCUCUGGAGCCGUGGUGGAGCAGCGCUACAUCCGUCAGUGGUUCCUGCGCACGACCGCCUACGCCAAGGCGCUGCUGGACGGGCUGCGGGAGCUACCGGCGUGGCACGGCGUGCGUGCCAUGCAGGCCAACUGGCUGGGGGACUGCUCCGGCUGCUUCCUGCACUUCCCCCUCGAGGUGGGCGGCGAGCCGACCGGCGAGGUCCUGCCGGCCUUCACGUACGCGCCGGAGGCGGCGCACGGCGCGUCGCACCUCCACCUGCUGCGCCGACACCGGCUACUGCACCCCAAGAGCCGGCUGCGCGCAGCGUUCGGCGGUGGCGACGUCUCUCCGGACACCGACGUCCUGACCCAGGUGAAGGCCGUUCACCCCUUCACCGGACAACGGAUCCCCGUCGUCAUUGCCGCCAGCUCGGAGUUCGAAGGUUACCUGGAGUGCAUGAUAGGAAUCCCCGGCGCAUCCCCCGAGGACGCCGCCGUCGCCGAGAAACUGGGCCUGGAGUGCACGGCCGUCUUCGAGAGCCUGCCCGACGGCACGGAGCGAGUCAUCAACUCCGAGCAGCUGUCGGGGCUGGAGCGGGGGGCAGCACGCGACGCGGCAAUGCUCCUCGCGCGCCGGCUGGGUGCCGGGGGCCACGCGACCAGCGCCAAGCUGCGCGACUGGCUGGUGUCGCGCCAGCGCUACUGGGGCACGCCCAUCCCUGUGGUGCACUGCGCCGGCGCGUGCGGCGCCGUGGCCGUGCCACCCUCGCAGCUGCCCGUGCAUCUGCCCCGCGUCGCCACGUUCACGGGCAAGGGCGCGUCGCCCCUGCUCGCCGCCACCGACUGGCUGCACUGCCGGUGCCCCAAGUGCGGCGGCCCGGCGCGCAGGGAGACGGACACCAUGGACACCUUCGUGGACUCGGCCUGGUACUUCCUGCGAUACACCGACCCCGACAACGACACGAGUGCGUUCUCGCGUGCCCGUGCCGACCGCUGGAUGCCGGUGGACGUGUACGUGGGGGGCAAGGAGCACGCGGUGAUGCAUCUCUACUACGCACGCUUCCUCAGCCACUUCUGCCACGACCAGGGCAUGGUGGCCACCAGGGAGCCGUUCCGGAGGCUGCUGGUGCAGGGCCUCAUCAAGGGCCAGACGUUCCGCCUCCCGUCCACCGGCCAGUUCCUCCCGCGCAGCGAGGUGCUCGUCAGCGGCGACAAAGCGACGCACCGCUCGACGGGCGAGGCGCUGGAGGUGACGUGGGAGAAGAUGAGCAAGUCGAAGCACAACGGCGUGGAGCCGGACGAGGUGCUGGCCGCCUACGGCUUGGAUACGGCCCGCCUGUUCCUGCUGUACGCCGCGCCGCCCGAGCAGGACCUGCUGUGGGACAGCAAGACGGACGCACUGCCCGGCGUGCUGCGCUGGCAGGUGCGACUCUGGGCCCUGGUGUCACGCCUCGUGGCCGGCAGGGCGGCUGUGGGGGUGCUCGACGCCGGCCUGCUGUCCGGCGACGAGAGGGUGGAGGCCGCGACGAUCCGCGAGCAGAGGAACCUCACCGUCCGCAAGGUGACGGCCGUGUUCGAGGAAGAAUUCCUCCUCAACUCCGCCAUCUCCAGGCUCAUCGGGCUCUCCAACGUCCUCACUAACGCGUCUGCGCGCGUGGCGCUGCUCAGCGAGGAGUACGAGGAGGCACUCGCCACGCUGUGCCUCCUGCUGGCGCCGCUCGCGCCGCACCUCGCCUCCGAGCUCUGGAGAGGCGUGGGCAGCGUCCCGCACAAGCAGACGGGGCGGAGGUUCGAGUGGGACCGCGACGUCCUGCAGCACCCGUGGCCCACGGCCAGCUCUGAAGUCGUGGAGCGGGAGCCCGGCAUCGUGAACGUGACAGUCCGGGUGAACAACGUGGCGGUGGGCUCCGUGCCGGUACCGCGGGAGGUGGCCGGCGACGCGGAGGCGGUGCGCAGCGCCGUGCUGCUGAGCGCACUCGGGGCCGAGCACCUGGCCGGCCGCACCAUCCACAGGGCCAUCCUGUCACACCGCACGCCCCUCAUCAACUUCCUGGUGGAGCGGGAGGAUCCCUGAGCCCCCCCCACCUCCCUCUCAAGAGGGCCGACCUUGGGACCACGCGGGGGAAUCUGGAACCGCUCUGCAGAGGAGCAGAAACGGGAGACGGGGCGACGAGUGAGAUGACAGCUCAAAGGGACGAGCAUGAAGUGGAAGGGUUUUUCGUCGUAAUUUUUUUAGAGCAAAUUGUGUCAACUUCAGCAACCUACGAGCAACGCUGCACCGCUGCUCCGUGCUCAAGGACCCCCCCCCCCUCCCCGUUGUGAACCCAGUCCGGGAGGAAGGAGAACGAGCUCUGUCUUCCCACAGUGGAAAUUCUGCGAUCCGACAAGACGGCCCGAGUCCUCGCGAAGACCCCAAAACCUACACGGGAGCAUGGGAGGGCAGACAGAGCAGCCGAGGCGGAAUGCGGAUUCCUCCCCCGUUAGCCGUGCCGGGAGAGUUGACGCAAUCUGGACGAGACGCCCGUAUAAUUACGGCUUGCAUUAGCAUCAAGCUAUUUAAAAUGCUCUUGCCAAAUCAUAAUGGGGGUUGGGUGAUGAGGCCUCGCUCGAGGCUUUGGUGUCGUGGUCUCGGGGAUUAUGGACGUAAGGGUUGCGAACUCAGCGCCGCGGUUUGAGUUUGGAUGUCGCAUGUCGGUGGUAGCAAGAAAGAACCUGGCGCUGAAGCUGUGUUCGUCUUUGACGCGUUGCAUUUGACACCAACUGGCAUGCAGUAGCCUAGCAUGGCUGUCCGAUACCCCCUCCCUCCUCCUCCCCCUUAGUAACCUGGCACCUGAACCCUUGUGGCCCGUGGGCCCCAGUGCACUUGUACCGCCUGCACACCCGGCAGCUACGCCACUGGUGCUCGCCGUCAACUGUGUCGCGUUGUGCUCAACACUCCCGCACAUCAUCACCGCCCGUGUAUCGUCGCUUUGCAGAUCACGUUGUGUGAUAAUUCAGCACAAGCUGAUGUGAUGGCGCUUGGGGGGCAUGGGGGGCGGGCGGUAUGCGGUAAGUAUGGCACGACACUUUUAACUCAGAAUAUUUAUACUGGAGGAAUCCGAUGAGCUAUAAAGCUCCGUUUCACAUAUGUCCAGUAGGGGCGGGUAAGAACGUUACAACAAACUACAAAAAAACAAAUCACUCGAACACAUUCAAAUAAAACUAAACCAUCCCCAUCGUACCAGGCAAAGGCCACUGAGGUAUUAACUGCUACGAGGAUUCGCCUCUCAACGUGUUGUUCAGGAAGCUGCAACGAGCACCGGCGAAUGACAACCGAGAGCCCGGCAGAGAACGCUGUGGAAGUUGGCAGCUCGCUCGCUUUCCCGCGACUUUCACGCCACUGCCCCUGCCUCGCUCGACUCGGGCUUGCUCAGACUUGCAGGAGAUUAAACAAUUAAGGGCUUCUGCGCGUGUAUUUCCUUUAACACAGUGGAUAAGAGGUCCAAAACGCCGAGUGGCAUCAACAAACAGCACCAUCAAAGUUGCAAUUAGCAGUGACGCGGACUUGCGGUAGCGCGGCUCGCCGCUUGUUGCAGAGGUUCACGGUUCGAAUUCCAGCGGCCGCCCUGGUGAUUGCUGCGGCGGAAUAACCACAAUAAUACUUAGCACCGCCUGCUUCACUCACGACGGACAUUAAAGAUGCCCUGACGCCGUUCACAAGCAUAAGCCAUUGUGUACCGACGUCAGGGCGUAAAUCUGCCCCACAAAACUCGCGCUCACUUGGAACUCUGCGUUGAAAUUAUCACCCCCAACUGGCGGACGAAUGCCCUUAAGUUCGCACCUGGUUAUGCCAAUUGUGACGUCUGCUGGCCACGUCGAGGGGGCUUCAAGAGUUGCUGUUGUUCCUCCUCCGUUGAAGGAGCGCAGAGUACUACGAUGGGACAUAGUUUGGGUUGCGUGACCACAAUGGCACUGUGGGCUUGUCUUUAAUGUGCCUCUAGGCGUGUACCACAGACUCCGGGUCUCAUCUCUCUGCGUCUCUGGGUUUACGUUAGUACAUAGUUUAGGUUGCAUGGCCACUAGUUCUACUGCGGAUUGUCUCUUGUUUUUUUUGCAUUUAUGAAUUAGACGUGCGUAUGGUUCCUGCCGACGAUGUUGUCUGACGCGGUGGAUGGCCUCUCACGUGAAGCCCCCGCCGUGAAGGACCACGUGCCACCUGUGCACGUGGUGCGAGUGCGCCGAGACCCGUUAAAGCGCCCCGCGCCGCGCGCGCGAUUGGCCCGAGCGCCAGCUUAAGGCCCCCGCCCCUCCCACGCGAUUGGCUAAUCGCGUUCGAAGCGUUCAACGAAGUGGGCGGGGCGGUUUGACGGAAUCGAUUCUGUCGAGUCUCGUGGAAUGCUGGAAUCGAUUUUUCAAUUCACCUAAUCCCGUCGGUGAGACGCGCGUCUCCGACAACGAUGACUCUGCUUUGUUUACCCAGGAAAGCCUCGCCGAGUCUCGAGAAUGUUUCUUCUCUUCAGGAGGGACUCUACCAAGUUGCCCCGGGGUAUGGGGCGGUGUUGCUGCUGUGGUCCGCGCUCCUUUGACGCGGGAGAAAGAGCAGCAACUGCGUUAAUCACGACGACAAGGGGGACGUCCAAAUCAGCCGGUUACCAUCACCAGCCACGGCGAGUCCACUGCUGGACGAGGGCCCUGCCCACGGUGUGGGGGUUUGUGUGACCAGACUCCACGCCGGUCACUGCGUGCCGAAGUUACUGCACUUCUAAGUACAACAAUGGAUUUAGCUGCACUUCAUUCAACGAAAGUUUCAAUUUAAAAAAAUGACCACCUCGGUUGUAGGGUUCAGUAAGCCACUGUGCUCCGAGUCGGCGGGAUGUUUGUGUCUGGUCACGUGAGUCAUCCAGCAGUGGAUAAGUCAUGGAUGUUUAUUAUGACGCAUUCCUGACGGUGGUGGUAUUGGACUCUGUACCCAAACAUGUAACGUUGAACCAACAGUUCCAACAACACCGCCAACGUUGGCUCAACGUUCGCGGGUUUAAUGGGUUCACACGAAAGUGCACUUACAAACGUAUACAGUACUUAUACUGUACAUACAUUUACCAUAACUACACUCGCCUGCACGAAUACAGUAGUUACACAUGUACAUAAUUGUAUCAACAUAUCCAUAAAAAUAAACUCAUACUUUAAAAACAAGA
Messenger RNA from Petromyzon marinus (sea lamprey), 6314 nucleotides. RefSeq names its product leucyl-tRNA synthetase 2, mitochondrial (gene LARS2). Gene Ontology annotation, cellular component: mitochondrion. Gene Ontology annotation, molecular function: ATP binding; leucine-tRNA ligase activity; aminoacyl-tRNA deacylase activity. Gene Ontology annotation, biological process: leucyl-tRNA aminoacylation; mitochondrial translation. NCBI's taxonomy places the organism in Eukaryota, Metazoa, Chordata, Hyperoartia, Petromyzontiformes, Petromyzontidae. The record is from RefSeq and is a predicted model, not a curated record.